UCAUCGUUUCGUCAAUGACCUACGAUUGAAAUAGGGUAUCCUCGUGUUUUGUUACGUGUGGCAGACACAUUGGUAUCGACAUUUGUCAUUCUACGGUGAAUCGUGAGUGAGGGACAUUGUCGAGAGAGUGAAAAUUUUCACAGAUAAUGAUAUUAACGAGAAGCUGAAGCGAUCGCCUCGCCUCGAUGAGAACGGAGGAAUGAAAAUACACACUAAAGAUAUCCUAACUGCAACAAGAGCGAGGGUGCCAAGGACUGUAGUGAGAACGAAAAGUUACAGAAAUCUAGUGGGUCAGUGGUUCUUGGGACCGUGCGGUGCCAACGAGUACCACAACGAGAGCAUUGUCGAGGAAGACGAGACAAUCGAUAUGGUUGAAGCUGGACCAUCCCACGAACUCGACGAUUCUCCAGCAAGACUCGGCCAUUCCGAAAACCACGAAAUAAAUGGUCAAAACUGGCGUCCAGAAGAAGAGGAGGAUAGCAGCGACAAAGAGGACGAUGAAGAAGUUGAAGAAGCAGAUUUGAGACCAGCUGUUUCGAUUCCCGAUAAUCUUAAUGUCUCAAAUUCAAUGAUAGAUCCACCAGAAAUUAAGGUAACAGUUGACGAGAGCCUCCACCAAAUGGCCCAAGAAUACCGUGAGAACUUUCACGGUUUUGCCCAAAUAAAUCGGUUCGAAUCAAUCGAGGAAAUGCACGAUUUCAUAAAACAAACUCUAGACGCUUCACCACCACCUUCAACCGGCCCCUCCAACAAACAAGAGCGUUACCUUGACCUUCUCCUCACCGAAAAACCCGAGAAUCGUUUUCGACGUCUAUACGAAACAGUUCGUGUAACAGUUCGCCGAGUAUUGGCUCGAAAUGAGGAUAUCCUGAACGAUCUCUUUGUCUCGGCCAGUCUGGAGAACUUUCCGAGUCCUCUGGCCCCCAUCGACGAAUAUGACACGUCUCUCGACGAAAAUUUGGAUGAAGACACUUCAAUGGAGAACCCAAGGGACUUAGAAGUUGAGGAGAACAUGAAGAGAUGGUACAUGAUCGAGAUGGUUGGCCUGUGGCUGAGAAUGAUAACAGAUAUUAAGAGUUAUCGUGAAGCUAUCAAGAGGGAAGUAUUGAUAAAGAGCUGGGGGAUUGAGAAUGAUCGAUACGACGGCAUCGUUGUACCCUUGAGGUACAAAUAAAUCAGGCAGUGAUCCAAGAGGAUGUCGUGUCGAUUCAAUCGUAACUUUUGCACGAACCAAUCCAACACUAACUAGGAAACAAAUGGGUUUUUGUAUAAUUUUUCUUUCGUUGUUCCCUAUUACAGAUAGAAAGAGGAGAAUUCGAUAACGAUAAUAUAUAUCUAAUAUUUUGUUCUUAAAUGUUUUCGCUGCAGAAUUGGACUCGAUGGAAAAAUGUCAGGCAAUGCUCUAAACCUUAGUCGAGCAAAAUGGUUUCAUGAUAGCAGCUCUAUGAUACUGCCCACAAUUAUGUUUAAAUAUUUUAUAAAUCAUUUGUCCAAUGAAAAUUAAAAAAAAAACAUUAUUUUUGGUGGAUAUUAUGGUGGUCAAUAAAGUUCUUUCAGUAUUCACUGA
Messenger RNA from Diachasmimorpha longicaudata, 1567 nucleotides. RefSeq lists its product as uncharacterized. The transcript has 4 exons. NCBI's taxonomy places the organism in Eukaryota, Metazoa, Arthropoda, Insecta, Hymenoptera, Braconidae. The record is from RefSeq and is a predicted model, not a curated record. Bases 200 to 1174 code for a protein of 324 amino acids.